Messenger RNA from Colletotrichum aenigma, 3240 nucleotides. It is a transcript of the gene nps9-1, whose product is annotated as Adenylate-forming reductase Nps9. Gene Ontology annotation, molecular function: phosphopantetheine binding. The transcript is spliced from 4 exons. NCBI's taxonomy places the organism in Eukaryota, Fungi, Ascomycota, Sordariomycetes, Glomerellales, Glomerellaceae. Bases 1 to 3240 code for a protein of 1079 amino acids. The record is from RefSeq and is a predicted model, not a curated record.
AUGGCGCCAAUCGCGACGUCCGACCUGAAGACAUCGAUGCCGAUCCUGGCUGACCCGACCGUGUUUCCCGCCCCUGAUUCAGACGAGAGACUGCGGCAACUUUGGUACAUGCACGGAGAUCCGCACAGCACCAAGUUCUCAAAUCCAAACUUGACGAGUAUUGCCAAGUUGGUCGAGCACAACGCCGCCACCCAGCCCUCUCAGCCAGCCUUCAUCUACCCUAUCAAAGACACUUUCAGUGUACUUGACUGGUCUCAGGUCCACCAGCUCUGUCGCCAAGCAGCGGCGCAAUAUUCACGACGCUUCCGUAAAGAGCUGGAAGCCUCGAACGACACGCGCCAGCAGCCCACGAUAGCGCUUCUAGGAACCGGUAAUUCAAUUGAGUACCUGAUCACGCAAGUCGCAUUGAAUUAUCUGCACAUACGAUCUUUGCUUCUCAGCAACAAGAAUGCGCCGGAUACCAGAGACUAUUUGCUGCGAGUAUGCGAUGCGGUGGCAGUCAUCACCGACAAGGCGAAUGAGGCGUCACUCUUCGGCGACCCAGGCUGCACAUCGACAGUCGUUGAAUUGAUCACCCUUGCUGAGUUGCAGCAAAGCGAUGGAGCGAUCUCAGAAGACUUUAUGGUGUUUGAGACGAGCGACGAGUGGAACUUGCAAUCGAUGAUCAUCCAUUCGUCGGGUUCUACCGGGGUGCCAAAGCCAAUUAUCCACACAAACAGAAGUCUAUGCCAGAUCGCGAGAAUAUACCGCCGCCUCCCGGAAUACUUCAUCGAGAACUGGUAUCUCUGCUUUCCACUAUUUCAUGUCGCUGGUUUGUCGACCGUUCUGUCGGGUAUUCCUUACGGACUUCCAACGACCAUGCCGCCUGAAAAAUGGCCACCGGCUCCAAGUUCUAUCCUAGCAGCGUGGAGAAUUCUCGAAUCCCUGGGUUAUCCUGUGGACUGCACCCAUUGCGCACCCUCGGUCAUCGAUGAUCUGUACGAGUACAUCAACCUUACCACCAAAGACUUUACACCACUUGUAAAGCUCAAGGUCUUGCAGCCUGGUGGCGCCCCGCUGUCGCCCAGCAUGGUUGCGAAACUACAGGCGCUCGGAGUCAAUGUGAAGACCACCUACGGAACCACGGAAAUCGGACCACCAAUGCGCACCAUCCCACAUACAAGAGAAAAUCCAGACGUAUAUCGCUUCCGUAAUCUCUACCCAGGCUCUCCUCUGGUGCGCAUGGAACCUCUCGGCGACGGACUUUUCGAGUGUGUUGUUUACAAAGGCUUUCCGCUCGCGGCAGAGCUCUGGUUAGAUAAUGCGGCAUCGAAUCCUUAUCGCACAGGAGACAUGUUCCUCGAAGAUCCGCCGGCAAGCGGGUAUUUUGUCCUCCAGGGACGCCGGGAUGAUAUUCUUAUCCAUUCCAACGGCGAGAAGACUCAUGCCUCUGCUCUGGCUAUGGCUCUUGAAGAAGACAAGACAAGCAUCAUCGCAAAGACGGCGGUUUACGGGACUGGAAAGUCCUGCCCUUCUGUUAUUGUCGAGGUAGACUGGCAAGCUGUCGAUAGUAGAGGGUCUAGCGUCGACAUAGAGAACGAGGUAUGGAAAGUGGUCGCAGGGUGUAACGAAAAGUCCGCAGCCUUCUCCAAAAUUCCUCGGGAGCUGGUUCUCGUUCUCGACAAACGAGAGACUUUGCCGGUCACACCCAAAGGGAACGUCCGACGAAAAAACGCUUGGGAUUUGUAUGGGGAUCGGGUCGAAAAUCUGUACAGCAAACUCUUUGGCGACGACUCCGGCUCGACAACCGACCCCAACGGUGUUGCUGGUUCUCCAACGAUAGAGACAAUCCAGAAGGCAGCAUCUGAGGUGUUUGGGCUUCCACUGGAGGAAAUCGAAGAGAACCGGAACUGGUACGAACUCGGGCUCGAUUCCAUCCAGGCAGUGUCGUUACGUACUAGGCUGGUCAAGUCCUUCGGAAGCUUCCCACUCAUGUUCAUAUUCGAAUACCCGACGGCAAAGAGUCUGUUGGGCUUUCUUCAGCGUCCUAAAGACGACGGCUUGGACACUAAAGCCAUGGUCACGACCCAACAUCAUGAUUGGAUUCGAUCUGCCAUCAACCGGAUGAACCAGGAGAUGAACGGGUGGACGAUACAAAAUGCCGAAGGCCGUGGAGCAGCACCCGGGGGCCAGGAUGUGAUCUAUCUUACAGGGGCCAAUGGGUCUUUGGGUAGCGCGCUGUUGGAAGUACUGGUGCAAAUUCCCUCCAUCAAGAAGGUGUACUGUGCAGUGCGAGGUCGCGGUCCACAAGAAAAGGUUGUCCAGUCGUUAAAAUCGAGAGGUUACACCGAAGAAGUAUGGAAGAGCACAAAGAUCCAUGUUGUCAACUACGAUAUGAAGGACGCAAGGCUGGGUUUGGAUCCAGAAACAUACGAGAAAGUUGAGGCUGAGGUAACGGUGGUGAUGCACAACGCCUGGAAACUCGACUUUAACCAGCCGGUGCAGCAAUUUGACGAUGACUGUUUACGAGGUACCAUGCAUUUGAUGGCUUUCUGCCUAAAAGGACCGAAGAAAAUGUUUGCAUUCAUGAGUAGCGUCGCCGCGGCCAUGGGCAGCAAGACCACUGGAGUGAUCCCAGAACUACCAUUGGGGCCGGAUCCCGAGAGCGCACUCCAGACAGGCUACGCACAAUCCAAAUUCAUCAUCGAGCAGAUUACCCAGAACUAUGCGUCUGCAUUCAACGUACCCGUUCAAAUUCUUCGGGUAGGUCAGCUGAGCGGGCAUUCCCAGCUGGGAACCUGGAACCAUACUGAGAUGUGGCCAAUCAUGAUGAUGACUGCGCUCGAUCUGCUGUCAGCGAUGCCGGUCUUGCAGACGACGGUGGACUGGCUUCCGGUGGACGUAUGUGCGGAAGCUAUCAAGGAAGUUGUUCUCUCGUCGACGGCUGAAGGAUCUUAUGUUGUCACCAACCUGACAAAUCCGAGCACUAUCUCUUGGGAAGGGUUGCUCUCCUGUUUGGAUGAAGCUUCUGGGCGGAGUCUCGAGCGAAUCGAAAUGAAGGAAUGGGUCUCCAGGUUGGAAGCAGUGGCCGAUUCCUCAACCUCCAACGGGCACGAUAUACCGGCGUUGAAACUCCUCGGGUUCUUCCAAGCUAUGGCCGAAGGGGGUGGAAACGGUGAAGGGAUACAGUUUGAAUCAUCUAAGGUAGCACGAGGCAAAGGGGUAACGACCAACAUGGUUCGAAAAUGGUUGGAAACUUAG